UAAAUACACACGCAUGCUCUUCACCUCACUGCAACACCUUAACACACCUGACUGCAACAGACUCUCUGAAGCCAGAGCUCACACCUACGAAACAGAGACAUGGCCUCUCGAGUUGCAGCUCUGCUAUUGCUGGGUGUCUUCUGUGUUGGGUUUGCAUCAGGUGAGAUGGCGGUGGACUGCUGUCUGAGUGUCGUCAGUAAGCAUUUGCCCAUCAAAGUCAUCGUAAACUACAAAAUUCAGGAGGCUGGGAAAGGCUGCGAUAUCAGUGCUACCACGUUCAUAACAAAGGCUGGAAGAAAACUGUGUCUCCCCCACCCCGACGAUGAAGAAUGGGUGAGAAAUCACAUUGCUGCUCUGGACAAGAGAAACCCGAGACAGCAAUAAGUCAAGUGUAAAGAGGAGUGAAAAAAAGGGAAAAGAUGGCUGAAGAUCAAGACAGACCGACUCUAAACUGAGAGCUGAAGAAGCCUGAACCCCUUCCAUUUCUGCUCAGAGCCCAUGUUGUACUGUAGAAGAUCAAAAUAGUUUGAGAAAAUCAAACCCGUAAGAUCACUGAAGAAUCAUCACUUCAUCUGAAUUAUGAUGAUUUAUUUUAUGAGCCGUCAUGCCAGUGAAUCAUAGUGUAAGUAUAAGUGGCUAAAUAUACAGUUCUGUAUGUGUUUCUUUUGUGGUGGUGUAAAAAACUCUUUCCUUUUCUUUAUUAUUCCUAAUGAGAAAAAGAUUUUGCCUUGACAGUGACAAUGAAAUCAAUCCUGUUGUUUGUUUGUUUUGUUUUUGUUUUUAUCAUAAGACUGUGAGGCGCUUGUGGAACAUUUCACUUUGACAAUCUGUGUUUAUCUUUUAUGAUACAAUUUUAGAGCUGUUUUAAUCAAAACUUGUUCAGUGAAAUGUUGAUUUAAGUAUGUGAAAACUAUUGUUGAGACUUUCUCUAAAAUAAAGUUUGAUAUUAUUUUUUAAA
Molecule: messenger RNA, 958 nt
Organism: Dicentrarchus labrax (European seabass)
Lineage: Eukaryota; Metazoa; Chordata; Actinopteri; Moronidae
Product: C-C motif chemokine 19-like
Exons: 4
Coding region: 100-384 (94 amino acids)
Biological process (GO): positive regulation of ERK1 and ERK2 cascade; cellular response to interleukin-1; monocyte chemotaxis
Cellular component (GO): extracellular region
Molecular function (GO): chemokine activity; CCR chemokine receptor binding
Source: RefSeq, a predicted model, not a curated record